Molecule: messenger RNA, 1166 nt
Organism: Acaulospora colombiana
Lineage: Eukaryota; Fungi; Glomeromycota; Glomeromycetes; Diversisporales; Acaulosporaceae
Source: the annotation of a GenBank genome assembly
GUCUAAACCUCUCACCUAAUGGAAAUCGGGUCAUUUUGGUGUGUGAAAAUGGAUGCUUAGAGCUGUGGGAAGUAGGCACCAGCUUGAGUUGCAUAGCUACUUGGAGGAGUCAAGACAAUAGAUUCUUCUGCCUAGCUUUCUCAUUUGAUGGGGCUCGAAUCGCUUCUGGAUCUGAAGAGGGAACGUUAGAGCUCCGGAACUCGUUCACAGGUUCGCGUAUCGGGACCACCUCAAACAAACCCGCUGACGCGAUUAGAUGUUUAAACUUCUCCUCAGACGGAAUUAGGAUUGUCUCUGGCUCUGAUGAUCGAACAAUACGACUCUGGGAUGGGUUGACAGGCGCGAGUGUCGGACUACCCCUGAAAGGCCACAGCCAUGCUAUUACCUGUGUAUCAUUCUUGCCCGAUAACACUCGAGUUGUCUCUGGGUCAGAAGACGGGACAUUGCAAAUAUGGGAUGUGACUGUGGGUCGAGGUGUUGAACCAAUGCAGGAAUGUCACAAUGACCGGAUUGAAUGUAUUGCAUUCUCGCCUGAUGGCACUCGGGUGCUCUCCGGUUCCGGGGACUGCACAUUAAGACUCUGGGACACCAAAACAGGCACUAGUAUUGGAUCCGCGUGGAAGGAUCACACUAGGCCGGUUGAAUGUCUUGCUUUUUCGCCAGAUGGUAACCUUGUCGUCUCCGGAGCAUUAUGGGAUGGAUUGCGGCUUUGGGAAGUGGAGGGCGGCAUCUGUAUCGGUAAAGCGACAUCGCCUUCUGCAGUUAGUCAACUUGUAUUCCUACCAGAUGGCAGCAAGUUUAUCUCUCGGGAAAGCGGCCUUUUCUCGACAUCGAUGCGACUAUGGGACGUCACAUGCAAACCCAUCGGAGAACCUAUCAAUGAUGUCUCCCUUGUUGAUCCUAUCACAUUUUUUGAAGACGAUCUAUCCAUUUCAUCAUCCUCUGGAGAAACCUUCAAAAUCUCUGACGAGGGAAUCAUGAGGAUAGAAACACUGCCCCUAACAGGACGGCGUGUCAAACAACAAGAUCCCGAAGCAAUGUACAAAGAUGGGUAUCUCAUCAUGAGAGAUGUACCACGCUGUACUUUCAUGCUUCCAGCAGGGUGGGUGGUGACUAAAUGGGCAGCUCAUCGAUCCAAACUUGCACUUGGCUUCUAUUCGGGCCGA